CACCAGAGGCUAUUCCCGAUUGGUCGGAUAGUCACCGGGAGCGGUUUGCUGAUUGGAGCGUUCGCAAAGAGCGUGGCCCAAUGGUUGCCUCCGAUGAGAGGGUGUGGUUGUUAUGGAGGGAGAUUUAAAGCCGGGGCCGGGCGGCCGCUCGUCGAGUUGCUGGGGCGGCGGUGAGAUCCUGCAGCGUCUGCUCGGCCCGUCUCGGGGCUGAGUGAAUGUCGGGCCGGGUUCGGGACAGUUGGAUUCCCAAUUGGAGAGAUGGGAGACUGGAAGACCCCAGAUGCAAAGAGUUUCAUUUUGAGGCGUGUUUCUCAGUCUGCUUCACCAUUCUCACCCGCCAGCACCAUAACUCUGCACUACUCCCCAACGCUACCGCUUCCAAACCUUUUCAGCCAAAAUGCUUUCUGCUGGGGUGACAAUGUAGAGGAGUGUAUCUUGUACUUAAACAAGGAGCUGAACACAUUGGGCCUUCCUCCUUUGUUUGACGGUGAUAUUUUUGAGGAGAAUCCUGCUUCAAGCUGUAACCUGGUAGCUGUAAUAAACUGUGUACACAGCCUGCUGCAGCUAUAUGGGAAGAAGGUGGUUAAAGUGGAUGGACUAGAAACGGAGCACUUAAAAUCCUUCAGUGAGCAGGAUUGUUCAAAAAGCAGUCAGCUGAAACUGCAGGAACAGGUAGCAGCAUUGGAACUAGAAGUUGCUGCUUUACAAGCAAAGGAGCAGCAAGGACAGAAGAACAUCCAGAAUUUGAGUAAUCAGCUAAAGAAUCAUAAAGAGGAGGUGGCGAAAUUACAGAGUAUUGUUGCAAGUCGGGCAGCUCAAUAUCUCCAUGACCUGAAGAGGAAGGAGCAGGAACUGAGCAAACUGAAGGAGAAGAUGCAUCACCACCUGACAGACAAAAAAGACAAAAGAAUCACUAUAGAUAUCCUGAAUUACAUUGGACGAUCUGAUGGAAAACGCCCCUUGUGGAGAACGGGCAAGACUGAAUCGAGGAGGGAAGAGGAAAUGUACAAAGUGCUCACAACUAACUAUGAGGCUCAAAUCAAGGAGUUGGUGUUGGAAAAUGCAGAGCUAACGAGGGUUUUGAAUCGAAUGAAGAGUGAGAUAAAUGGGUUUCUCAGUCCACACAAGAAACUCUGCAGAUCCAAUUCUCUUCAGUCACUUUCUGAGGAAGAAAUCAGCAUUAAUGAGUCCCAGAAUACAGCCAGAGGGCAUCUUACCGACAUUGUUCAAAAGCAGUGGAACUCCUUAAAGGAUCACAUGGCAAAACUAGCAGUCAUAGCUGUGAGGAAGUCUCCAAUUGUUGGGAAGGACGAGCAAGUUGUCAGUAUAACUGACCAUGAUAAGGAAAUAGCCAAGCUGAAGCUGGAACUUGAACAGAGUAAGGAAAUCAUGAGUGCACAGCAGCAGCUUCUUGAGGACUAUUUGGCCACUCAGAAAGAUGAUUUUGCCUGUGGUUCUGAUUUGCUGGAGGAGGAAGAAUGGUUUUAUAAAGAGCGACAGCUGUUUGAGGAGCAGAAAAAGAACUUUGAGACAGAGAGGCAGAAGUUCACGGAGGCAGCAAUUCGACUGGGUCAGGAGCGGAGAUUGUUUGAGGAGGAACGUGCGCGACAUCUGAAGGAGCAGUUCUUGAACCUGACACCGUUUCGGGGUCAGAGGAGAAAACCCAAGUGGAAAGUGAGGACUCCCUUUGCUCCUAGCCAAGACCAGGAAAGCAUGUCUCCAUGCCUAACCAAUCGAAAAACGGGCCUGUUGUUCGUGCGUUCUCGCCAUGCUCUGAUGCACACUCCAAGCCCACCAUCCAAAUGCACAAACCUCCGAAGACACUCUUUGCCUGCAGCCCAUGAAUCGUAUGAGGUACUGGGGAUGAUUCCAGAAGAGAGUUUCAGGCCUGCCACUAAUGUGCGACUCAAAAGAUCUUGCAGCACAAGAGGGAGCCCAUCCAACCAGCGAGAAUCAGCAACCCAAACCAGGAAUGGCCUCGGAUGGAUCCACACGUCUCUGUUUGUGAAUGACCCCGAUGACUCUCUGUGCAGUGGACACUUAUGUACUCCAAUCUAAUGGCCGUGUUACUUCCACAGCAUUCUGUGGAAUGACCAGGCCUUUUUAUAAAGUGAGUUGUUUGUUCUGCAUUGACUCAGGAAAUCAUGUGUUUCUUACAGCUGUAGUUUAAGUUCAAGGAAAAUUUAAAACUGGUUUGUUUCGUUUCCUAAUCACUGUUCUUGCCUCAGUGCUGAAAGUGGGUGAGAUUUCUAUUUCAGUUAUUGUAGCCAAGUGCAUAUAAUUUUCUUCAAAUUUUAUUACUUUGCCACGAAUUACAUAUUGCUGCUACAUUUUAGAGGAGAAAAAGCUUCAGGGACUUGAAUGUUGCCUACUUUGGUCCCAGAGGAGAGAAGGUGAAAGGCUGGGGGGAGGUUGGUGGUACUUUGUUCCAGUCCUUUUGACGAAUCGCUCCGUGUAAUGCCACAAAUGGACUUUUUAAGUUCAUUUCUGGGUGUAUGUAAUUUUAAUAGAUAUUCUGGAAUGUGUAUUGAUGGGGAUUUGCAAACAGUUGUAAGU
Molecule: messenger RNA, 2556 nt
Organism: Carcharodon carcharias (great white shark)
Lineage: Eukaryota; Metazoa; Chordata; Chondrichthyes; Lamniformes; Lamnidae
Product: afadin- and alpha-actinin-binding protein-like
Exons: 14
Coding region: 259-2058 (599 amino acids)
Source: RefSeq, a predicted model, not a curated record